Molecule: messenger RNA, 1641 nt
Organism: Cladophialophora carrionii CBS 160.54
Lineage: Eukaryota; Fungi; Ascomycota; Eurotiomycetes; Chaetothyriales; Herpotrichiellaceae
Exons: 2
Coding region: 1-1641 (546 amino acids)
Source: RefSeq, a predicted model, not a curated record
AUGCCUAGCGGGGCAACCUUCGAGUUCGUCCUAGUUACUCAGCGAGGCCAAACCACCAAAGAACGCCAGCUGCAACAGGCCUUUGCUCGUUCGCACGCGGCCAAGGUAUCUCAUUCUUCGAGACAGAGACCAAAAGCCAGCCCGAAGAAGGCGCAACAGUGCGUAGCAAGAGAACCAUGUCUAUCUCCGAUCACCAAACCCGAUCCAGACCUCAGCGUGGCGGCUCUGUCCUCCCCGAGGAGCAUCAUCGGAGACGCCUGGUCUGAUCCAUUCAAUGGUGGCGGCCCCCGUCAGAUACCAAGCGUUGGUCGCAAGAGUCUCGAAUACGUAUACACGGUACUCUGGCCCAAGAACUACCCCGCCGUCAGCGGUCUCACGCUGAAAUCGAUGCAAACCACGUGGCGGAGGAGAGCGAUCGAGGAUCCUCUACAGUUCCAUGCACAAGUCUUCAACGCGACCACCAUGUGUUAUGCCCUUAGCACCGAGCCGAGUACGAUGCUGACGCUGAUGGAUAUACGUCUGAAGCAUCAGACUGCGGCGGUAAAGCUUGUCAGGAAGCGCCUUCAGACAAUGAAAGGCCCGGCGCCAGAGCAGUUGAUUGCGGACAUUAUGCGGCUGGCGGCGCAAGGCGGAGACACAUUUCGUCUUUCGACUUCCUCGCAAUAUCCGGAGACGCCACUUGCGAACGCCUUCGCCCUGAAACCAUAUGGCCGCUUCGAUACGAGCCUGCCUCAGUUCUCGGCGCUCGUCCAGCUAGUCAAGCAGCGUGGUGGCCUGGAGACACUGAGCGUCAGUGUCGGCCACCCUAUUCAAUUGAUAGACAUCGGUGUCGCCGCCAGGUUAGGUACUCGGCCCAGCUUUCCAAUCCGAAGAGACUUCCAAUGCAUGUGCGACAUCGAAGCCGCCAAGCUCGACGGCGAAGCCGUUGCGCUUCUCUUGACCACAGGCCGAGGCUGGCAGGUCUUGCAACAGGACCACCCCGAUAUCCUCAAGCUCGCGCUGUAUGCGAUCCGGCUCACAGCGUGCCUCGACCAGACUCACCGCCACGGCCCAGAACAUCUCUCGUUAAAAGAGCUAGGGAUCCUCGCCACGAUCUUUCAACACGAUCUGUACGAGCUGAACCCCAUACUCGGAGCGGGAGAUCUCAGCCGCGAUCCACUUUCGAACGUCGCCCGACUCGCUCUUCAGAUCUACAGCGAUCUCGUCCUUUUCCCUGCCGCAGAGACGUAUCAUGCGAAAGACCGCCUGUGUCGAGAAUUGUUGGCGACACUGAGGGAGUAUUUCAGUGAUGGAGCCGCUCGGUUCGACGAGCUGAAAGAGCUCGUUCUCUGGGCUGUAGUCUUGGGCGCCGUCGCGUCAGACUCCGGUUAUAAUCGAGAUUGGUAUUUGCGCAGGAUGGUUGGGCUUGUAAUACAGCUCGACCUCGACUGGGACACGUUCAAGACUUGCAUGGAGCAAUUUAUCUGGUGGGACUAUAUGUUCGACGACAGAGUGAGAAAGGCGUGGGAGGAAGCAUGGAAGCUGAUUGGGGAGAGACAAUCAAUGGACUUGCACAAAUGCUCUGACUUUCCGAAGUGGAGGCAAGUCGUCGGCCGCAAGGCGAAAUGGUCCCCUGUCAUGCUCAGGGAGGAAACAGGCUAG